AUGCAGGGGGAGGCCCAAGUUCUGAAAGAAUUUCAUGGCAUUCGUACCUAUGGGAUUCGGAGCAACAAUGUCAGUGAAAGUGAAAACUCUCGUCUCCGCGGAAUGCUCGCCACGAAUGACCACCCGUUGGGAUUUCUCCAGAAGGUCAAUGGAAGACCAUGUCAACAUGCAAUCGCCGCAUUCCAGGCAUACAACCAAAGAUUGGCGAAGCCACAUGAAGAUAUGGUCCGGCAGUUGUACGAUGAUAUAUGGUUGACAGACACUUUUCUCGACGCCGUGUUACACUCAGGCACAUUCCGUAUUGGAUAUUCCCCACACAAUGAUGAUGUCCCCCGCCCGCAACACACAGACAAGUCUUAUCUUCCUCCGCCCAGCAAGGCUCCCUGUCCUGGCUCCCUCCCUGGUCGCAUUCCAUCACAUGGGGAAAAAGGCAAGAAAAUCUCCAAGAGACAAGGAUCCAAAAGAAAGCGUGUCCAUGAUUGUAAACAAGUGAUCCUUCGCAACGAAGAAGGAACGAUCCGACUCCAUGGGGAAGCAGUGCCAGGGUUUGUGGAUGGCAAAUUUUACACUGUGAAAGGAAAUUUGAAGAAGACAUGUAAGAUAUGCAAAGCUAUCGGACAUAACAAACGUUCGUGCACAUCAGACACUGCUGACAUUCCUUGUGAGUCCCAUGUAUCCAGCAGAACCCAGAAGAAUCUUCGAGCUUCUGGUACUUCAGUAGGAGUGCAGACAGAUGCGGAGGAGAACCAGAUAACAGCUGGAAAUGACGGGAUGCCCAAAGUACAAUGCGCAUAUCUGAGAGAAAUAUUCAUUGGGCUGGAUACAGUAGUGGUGAACCAAGUCAAGAACAUGGUCUCGUUGGGCACACACAUGAUUUCCCAGUCGGACAUUACAUUGGAAGACUUGGAUGCAGCCCGCAAGGCAUCAGGAAUCAGUGUGCAUUGCUGUGGGACAUACUUUUACACCAAGUUGAUUCAGGAAAUCGCUCUCUGUGGAGAUGCAGAUAAGGUGACAAAUUCCGUACACGCGGGUUGCCGGAAGUGGAUCAAGGAUAUAUGGGUGGAAGGUAACGAUACAACCAGCGAACUCCCAACCAUGGAGAGGAUGGGAGGAGUACUCAGAGAUCAGAAGCAUUGGGGCCUCGUUACCAUUGAUCUGAGAUCCAUUGGUCAUGUGGCAGUGACGUUAUAUGACUCCAUGAAACUCGUGCACAAGGAGUGUACCAAGGACAUAGCAUGUUUUGUAGAGAUGGAAUGGCAGCGUCAACUGAAUGAAGCUCAAUCUACCGGAAACCAGCUAUUGGAAGCAUGGAUGCAAGACAAACUGAGGGUUAAAUGGCAACACGUGUACUCGUUUACGUCAGAUCUGGUACCGCGACAGACAGACGGAUCGUCGUGCGGAGUAUUUGUAUGUGCGAUAGCGGAUUGUAUAGCUUCGGGCCGCAACCCAGCAACGAGUUUUUGUCAGAAGGAUAUACCUGACAUUCGCAUGCGAAUAGGCAAUCUGCUGAGUGAAGUGUAUCGUGCCGGUGGCGGAGCAAGUAUAAAGUGA
This is a messenger RNA of Guillardia theta CCMP2712, 1551 nucleotides long. RefSeq lists its product as hypothetical. Gene Ontology annotation, cellular component: nucleus. The record is from RefSeq and is a predicted model, not a curated record. Bases 1 to 1551 code for a protein of 516 amino acids. Lineage: Eukaryota; Cryptophyceae; Pyrenomonadales; Geminigeraceae. Gene Ontology annotation, molecular function: deSUMOylase activity. Gene Ontology annotation, biological process: protein desumoylation. The transcript has 8 exons.